AUGGCGGAGAAGAAGCCGAAUUUUCUAAUUAUUGUCGCAGACGACUUGGGGUUUAGUGACACUUCCCCUUAUGGGGGCGAGAUCGACACGCCCAAUUUACAAAGGUUGGCUGAAGAGGGGAUUCGCAUGACCGGCUUUCAUACGGCUGCAUCAUGUUCUCCUACGAGGGCUAUGCUCCUGUCGGGCACAGACUCCCAUAUAGCCGGGCUAGGAGUAAUGGCUGAAAAGAUAAAAAAGGUCCCUGGCAUCUUCAAAAACAAGCCCGGGUACGAAGGGUACUUAAACUACCGCGUUGCUGCUCUAGGAGAAAUCCUACAAGAUGCAGGGUACUUCACCCUCAUGAGUGGCAAGUGGCACUUAGGUUUGAAGAAGGAGCUUGGUCCUCACGCAAGAGGUUUUACCAAAGUACUCUCUACUCUUCCGGGGGCCGGAAACCAUUUCAACCAUGAGCCGCAACUGUAUGAUCUCAAGGAAAAGCCAACGGCCAUUUUCAAAGGCGACGGCAUUUGGAUGAAGGAUGGGGCUUUUAUCAAUGGUAGCACGGAUCUACCCAAGAAUUUCUACUCCUCGAAUACAUUCACAGAUGACUUCUUGAACUUCUUGACGGAAAGAACAGAAGAAGAGAGAUCCCAGCCUUUCUUUGGCUAUCUCCCUUACACAGCGCCCCACUGGCCGCUACAGGCCCCGCAAGAUGUCAUCGAGAAAUACCGGGGUAAGUACGACGAUGGUCCCGCCGUACUACGGGAUCGUAGACUUCACAGCUUGAUAGAAAAAGGACUUGUACCACCCGAUGUUGAGCCAGCGCCCUUGCACAUGCUCAAGACUCAGCCUUGGGAGGAGCUAUCAGAAGAAGACAAGAGAAAGUCUUCUCGAGCUAUGGAGGUCUAUGCAGCAAUGGUCGACCUCAUAGAUGUAAACAUAGGUCGCGUGCGAGCCUAUCUCGAAGAUACAGGCGAGCUCGACAACACUUUUAUCGUCUUCAUGUCUGACAAUGGAGCCGAGGGACAACUAUUAGAGGCCUUGCCCAUCCUGGCUGGUUACACGGUCGAAGAUGUUGUCAAAAAAUACUACGAUAAUUCGUUGGAAAAUAUCGGCAACUACAACUCCUUCGUAUGGUAUGGGCCACAGUGGGCUGGCGCAGCAACAGCGCCUGCGCGCGGAGCGAAGUCACAUUCGACCGAGGGCGGAAUACACUGCCCCUGCAUUGUGCGAUAUCCUCCCGCGUUGAGCAAAACCGGUUUAGUCACCAGCACUUUCACGACAGUCAUGGACAUCGUUCCGACCAUCCUAGAUCUCGCAGGCUUAAAACACCCGAGUCCCGUCUUUCGCGGCCGAGAGGUGGUACCCGUCCGAGGAAAAUCUUGGCGACCGAUCUUAGAACACCCCGAGGAUGAGAGCAUCCAAAUAUACCAACCCACGGACAUUGUCGGCUGGGAACAGCUUGGAAUCGCCGCCGUGAGAGUAGGCGAUUGGAAAGCGCUGUUCCUCCCUCCUCCUAAAGGACCUGGCCGAUGGGAAUUGUACGAUCUUUCUAAGGAUAUCGGCGAAGUUCAUGAUCUAGCGGAAAGUCACUCGGAGAAACUAAAGGAAAUGCUCCGGCACUACGAAACUUACUUCCAGGAGACUGGCAUGUUCGAUUCGUACACCAUGUACCACGAAGCGUUGAAGCAGAAGAAAGCCGAGGGAAAGAAAGUUGAGACCAGCUUAUACACUCCAUAUAUCUCAGUUCUUCGUCAAGGCUUAGCUUUUGUGCAGGAAAGGUUUCUGAGUAUUGCCAAGGGCACCUGGGGUGAUGAAUAG
Messenger RNA from Annulohypoxylon truncatum, 1800 nucleotides. RefSeq names its product putative arylsulfatase. Gene Ontology annotation, molecular function: arylsulfatase activity. The transcript is spliced from 3 exons. The record is from RefSeq and is a predicted model, not a curated record. Bases 1 to 1800 code for a protein of 599 amino acids. NCBI's taxonomy places the organism in Eukaryota, Fungi, Ascomycota, Sordariomycetes, Xylariales, Hypoxylaceae.